AUGCGAGACUAUCUACAUCCAUCCAUCAACUGUGAUUGGUAUAUUGCUGCGGGUGAUCAAAUCUCUGGUGGUUUGAUGAGAAUCCAUUGGUGUAGCGAAGAGCAGACCAAUAUGAAUGCACCGAGUUUAUCUACAAUGGGUUUUGAGUUCCCUGCUUCGGGAUCAAGAACUUUCCAGGAUGCUGCAGCAUCAGCUGCUGUUGCAACAGCUACUAUGCCUAAUGAUGAUCACUUGCAACGAUUAGCACAGAUGACACAAGGUGUAGGUCACACUAGCUCUUCUUCCACAACUACUAAAUCAUCCGAUUCCUCUGAUAGUAAUGAUCUAAACUCAACAAGUACAGCUCAACCGGAUCCAACUUUGUACCAAAGUGCUGCUGCCGCAUAUGUACAGCAAUACAGCAACUGGCCAAACUAUUACCAGCAAUUUGGGCAACCGAUGAAUCCUGCUGCAGCUGCGUUUUCUGCUUGGCCAGCACAGUGCUAUGCACCUCCACAUUGGCCGAACUAUGCGCAAUCAAAGAAAGGUCGUCAAACAUAUCAACGUUAUCAAACGUCUGUUUUGGAAAGCAAAUUUCAACAAAGCAGUUACGUGAGUAAAAAACAACGUGAAGAGCUGCGAUUACAGACUAAUCUUAGUGAUCGUCAAAUCAAAAUUUGGUUUCAAAAUCGUCGUAUGAAAGCCAAAAAAGAAAAGAAUCGUUGCGAAGAGCAAAAUGAACAUUCUGCUCUACUUCCAGCCAAUCCACCAAAGCAGCAAUUAGUUGUUGACAGUGCAGCAGCAGCUGCUGCAGCUGCUGCGGCUGUAGAAGAUCGCGUGGAUAAAAAAAUAGUCACAGGCGGUGGUUGGUGCAUGCCAGCAAUGCCAACAAUGCCUCAACCAUGGCCUAAUCAAGUACCACCUCAUCCUGCGUCAUACGUACCAUAUCCUAUUUAUAAUUGUAAGAAGAGAGGAAGGCAAACGUAUAGUCGUCAGCAAACAUUGGAACUUGAAAAAGAAUUUCAUUACAACAAAUAUUUGACUCGACGACGACGGAUUGAGCUGAAUCGAACUUUGGGCCUAACCGAACGACAGAUUAAAAUUUGGUUUCAGAAUCGGCGAAUGAAAAAGAAAAAAGAGGAUAAGGCUAAAGAAGAGUACAGGAAUUUGCAUAUAUUUCAAAACUGA
This is a messenger RNA of Thelazia callipaeda (thelaziosis nematode), 1167 nucleotides long. NCBI's taxonomy places the organism in Eukaryota, Metazoa, Nematoda, Chromadorea, Rhabditida, Thelaziidae. The record is from the annotation of a GenBank genome assembly.